AUGGCAGCAGGAGAGCUCCAAAAUGAGGUCAGCCUCAAAGACCUCGUUCCUAACGAACAACAAGAAAAAGACGAGCCGAGCGGCGCGGCGGAACCAGCGAAUCCUCCCCGACGAGGCGAUCAUCCCAAACGCGACAGGAGAGGCGAACCUGAAGAGCGACCCGAGCCGAGGCAAAGGAUCAAUAUGAUCAUGGGUGGAUCUUUAUACUACCAAGAUACCGUGUCCUGCAUCAAAGCCUAUCAGCGUCGAGCCGAAGUGAAGGAGAAUUGGACAGAGCCAACCGACAUCCCAAACAUAGUGAUCUCUUUCGCCGAGGAGGAAACGGCAGGAAUCGAUCGACCUCACAACGAUCCGUUGGUGAUUGAGCUAACGAUCAGGGAUCAUGAUGUAGCAAGGGUGCUCAUCGAUACUGGAAGCUCAGUGAAUGUCAUCUUCAGGGAAACACUCAGAAGAAUGGGAAUCGACCUCUCCAAGGUGGAAGCAAUCCCUAAACCUCUAACCGGAUUUUCAGGAGAAACGACGAUGACUAUGGGAACGCUCACACUUCCCGUGGUAGCUGGCGGAGUCACUAAGAUCGUCGAAUUCUGCGUCACGGAUCACCCAGCAAUCUACAAUGUGAUCAUGGGAACUCCCUGGAUCAACGGGAUGCGGGCAGUGCCCUCCACUUACCAUCUCUGCCUCCAAUUCCCAACUCCAUCGGGCGUCAAAACGAUCUGGGGGAAUCAGAAGGAGUCGCGAAUGUGCUGCCUAGCCGAGCACAAACUGAGGAACCCCGUCACCGACGCAGGAGCUGACAUAGACCGCAAAAAGAUGAAGACAGACAGAGAGCCCGCGAACGAGCUCUCCAAACUCUUAUAG
Messenger RNA from Eutrema salsugineum, 858 nucleotides. RefSeq lists its product as uncharacterized. The record is from RefSeq and is a predicted model, not a curated record. The transcript has a single exon. The coding region runs from base 1 to 858 and encodes 285 amino acids. Lineage: Eukaryota; Viridiplantae; Streptophyta; Magnoliopsida; Brassicales; Brassicaceae.